Molecule: messenger RNA, 3720 nt
Organism: Lepisosteus oculatus (spotted gar)
Lineage: Eukaryota; Metazoa; Chordata; Actinopteri; Semionotiformes; Lepisosteidae
Gene: kif2a
Product: kinesin family member 2a
Biological process (GO): microtubule-based movement
Molecular function (GO): ATP binding; microtubule binding; microtubule motor activity
Source: RefSeq, a predicted model, not a curated record
CCCCUUUAAGGACCUUGUUGCGCUGUGCCGUGACGGGCUGUAGGGCGAGCACUGUGCGCAGGCGUCCUUCUGCCAUUUUUCCUCCAUCUCCCGGUUGCUUCUGUUACUGACCUCCUCCCGGUUUUCAGCAGCGUUAAACCAGCAAGGUCUGUUUCAAAUAAAAACAGUGCAUUAACACCGCAUUUAAUAUCCUUCACCCAUGAAGCAUGGCGGCUAAUUUCGGCAAGAUCGUAAUCGGCAUUUACGUGGAGAUAAAACGAAGCGAUGGACGAAUACAUCAGGCUAUGGUCACAUCCUUAAAUGAAGACAAUGAAAGUGUCACGGUUGAAUGGAUAGAGAAUGGUGACACUAAAGGAAAAGAGAUUGACUUGGAGAGUAUAUUUGCACUUAACCCUGAUAUCGCCCCUGAUGAAGACAUUGCUCCUAGUCCUGAAACCCCACCUCCACCAACGCCAAGCUCUGUGAAAGUUAACAAGAUAGCAAAGAAUCGAAGAACACUAGCACCCACUAAAAAUGAAACACCUUCCAGAGAUAACAGAGUUGGGUCUGCUCGAGCACGGCCCAGUCAGCUUCCAGAACAAGCACCGCAGCCUGCAGCACAACAGCAGCAACAGCAGUCACAGCAACAACAGCAGCUGCAGCAGCAGAAUGCUCGCAGAAAAUCUAACUGUGUCAAGGAGGUAGAAAAACUGCAAGAAAAAAGAGAAAGAAGAAGGUUACAGCAACAAGAACUGAGAGAGAAAAGAGCACAGGAAGUUGAUGCUACAAAUCCAAACUAUGAAAUAAUGUACAUGAUCAGAGAUUUCCGGGCAAGCCUUGAUUACAGACCAUUAACAACUGCUGAUCUGAUUGAAGAGCACAGGAUAUGUGUUUGUGUAAGGAAACGUCCACUUAAUAAGAAGGAAAUGACCUUGAAGGAUCUUGACGUCAUCACUAUUCCCAGUAAAGAUGUUGUAAUGGUUCAUGAACCGAAACAGAAGGUGGAUUUAACAAGAUAUUUGGAAAACCAAACCUUCCGCUUUGACUACGCCUUUGAUGAUACCACUACAAAUGAAAUGGUUUACAGGUUUACAGCCAGACCUCUUGUGGAAACUAUAUUUGAGAAAGGAAUGGCAACGUGUUUUGCUUAUGGACAGACUGGGAGUGGGAAGACACAUACAAUGGGUGGUGAUUUUUCAGGAAAGAAUCAGGAUUGUUCUAAAGGAAUAUAUGCACUUGCAGCGCGAGAUGUAUUUCUGAUGCUCAAGAAACCGAACUACAAGAAGUUAGAUCUUCAAGUGUACGCAACAUUUUUUGAAAUAUACAGUGGAAAGGUUUUUGAUUUGCUGAACCGGAAAACCAAACUCCGAGUUCUGGAGGAUGGAAAACAGCAGGUUCAAGUGGUGGGAUUGCAAGAACGAGAGGUGAAAUGUACCGAGGAUGUAUUAAAACUCAUUGAAAUAGGCAACAGCUGCAGGACAUCUGGGCAGACAUCUGCUAAUGCUCACUCCUCAAGAAGCCAUGCAGUAUUUCAGAUUAUCUUGCGGAGGAAAGGCAAGAUGCAUGGCAAGUUUUCUCUGAUAGAUCUGGCUGGAAAUGAAAGGGGAGCAGACACCUCAAGUGCAGACAGGCAAACCCGCCUGGAAGGUGCUGAAAUUAACAAAAGCCUUUUGGCACUGAAGGAGUGCAUAAGAGCUUUAGGACGCAACAAACCUCACACUCCUUUUAGAGCAAGUAAACUCACCCAAGUGCUACGGGAUUCUUUCAUAGGGGAGAAUUCUCGAACAUGCAUGAUUGCUACCAUCUCGCCUGGAAUGGCUUCAUGUGAAAACACAUUAAACACACUGCGAUAUGCAAAUAGAGUAAAGGAAUUUGGAAUAAGUCCUUCAGACAUUCCCUUCUCCCAGGGUGGCGGCAGUCGCUCUGAGCUCUCUCCUGCCUAUGAGUAUGAUGACUUUUCUACUUCGCCCAGCAGAGUGAAGGAACUGACUAUCGACCCGAGUACUGUCAUGGAAGGACGUCCCAAUAUUCAUGCUGUCAAUCAGCUAGAUCCCUUGGAGGCUCAGUGGGGUGUUGGCAGCUCUCCUCAGAGGGAUGAUCUAAAGCUUCUUUGUGAACAAAAUGAGGAAGAGGUCUCUCCCCAGCUGUUCACAUUCCAUGAGGCCGUGUCCCAGAUGGUGGAAAUGGAGGAGCAGGUGGUGGAGGAUCACAGGGCUGUUUUCCAGGAGUCUAUACGGUGGCUGGAGGAUGAAAAAGCACUUUUGGAAAUGACUGAGGAAGUGGAUUAUGACGUAGACUCUUAUGCCACACAACUAGAACAAAUUCUGGACCAAAAAAUUGACAUCUUGACAGAACUCCGAGAUAAAGUGAAAUCAUUUCGAGCAGCUCUCCAAGAGGAGGAACAGGCCAGCAAGCAGAUAAAUCCUAAACGACCACGAGCCCUUUAGGAUGUAGUUUUAUGUUAAGGCUAAGUUGAAAUGGAAAAUCCACUAAACUCUCUCUACUGUAAAAUGAUCUAAUAACUGGUUGUGAAGAUCCGGCUGUUUGAAAACUAAAACUUGCUGAAAUGAAGAUUUCUAAUGUCCACUUUCCAUUGCACAUCAGACACUCCCCGUUGUGUUCAGAGAAGUGCUUCUCAUCCAGCAGCACAAAAAAAACAAAGGUUGGAUUCCAUAAGCACUUCCGUUUUUUACUUUUUAUUUUAAUUACCAAUAUAUGUUUUGAGCUCCUUGCCAACAUUUUUUUAAAGAAAAUGAAGUAAAACUGUGGACUUUUGGCUUCCAUAGUACCUGUUAAUCUUGUUGGAAUUUUGUUAUAAAAGAUUGGUGGGAUAGUUUUGAAAUGUAUGCAUGCUCAAACCAGCCGUGAUUGUAAUUUACCACCCAUAGACAUGACUGUGCUCACCUGUCAGUGCUGUAUAUAGCAGUGUUUCUUUAGGGGGACGGCUCAUUAUUCUGCUAAGUCGCAUAGUAAAUACAGUGAAUAAACUGCAUUACUUGUCAGUGUUCAUUUGUUUCCUUGGAUCUAUUUUGUGUUUUAUAACACGUCUAGUUUACUUUUGUGCCAUAUCAUGUUUUUAAAAGGCAGUUCUGAUGUGUUGCAUUGAAUUUCCAUUUACUGUAAAAAGUUUUUCAUCUCAUUUUAACACUUUCUUUGUAAAAAUAUGAAAAUUUUAUCUAAUGUAUAGUAACCGAACACUGACUUUGGAGAUAAGUUGUACUUCUAAGCGUUUAGUGUGUACGCCAGAUUCAAUGCUGGCUUAAAGAAUAAAGGUUCACUUGUAUGAUUUUAUACUGCAAUGUAUGAUAUAUUUAAAGACAAUGUUUUAAAAAAAUAGAAGUAUGCUAAUUUGUUUUACCAUUCAUAUAUGAUUCAUAACUUUUUGAGGUGAAAAUUUUUACUUUUUGGUAUUGUUCUCACUUGUGCAUAUAGUUCAAUACAAGACCCCAUACUGGUCAUUUCCAACGGUUUUGGCUCAGUAAUACAUGAACAACUUGCUUCACUUUGUACUAAGUCUAACCAGACAUGUCUAGUCGUUCGGUAAAGUACUGUGGUAAACUAAUUUUACUAAACCUUCACUAUUUCAAUCGAGUCAUUUCAUAACUACCUUGCUUUACCUUGUUAUGACCCAAUAGGUUCCAUGAUGUAAAAUGUAAAGCCUCCAUGCUUACAAACUCUGUAAACUUGUGAGCACUUUACUAACAUAAUAUGGAAUAAAAUGAAGAAAACCCUGAAUCAUUA